Messenger RNA from Strongyloides ratti, 327 nucleotides. RefSeq lists its product as hypothetical. The transcript is spliced from 2 exons. Bases 1 to 327 code for a protein of 108 amino acids. The record is from RefSeq and is a predicted model, not a curated record. Lineage: Eukaryota; Metazoa; Nematoda; Chromadorea; Rhabditida; Strongyloididae.
AUGACAUCAUAUUUAAUGCAAUUUGAAAUAUCAUUAGAGGAAGUUAAAGAAUUUCAUAAUAACUUGAUAAAAAUGAAUAAUGAAGACAAUAACAAUUCUUUGAUUUAUAUGAAAGUGGAAUCAGCCUACGAAGAAAGUAUUGAAUAUCAUAGAUCACUUUAUGAACGGAUUAUACAAUUGAAAAAAUACUUACAUUGUGAGAUUCGGAAAUACAAAGAAUAUUGUAGAAUGGUUGAUAUAUAUGUUUGUCCAAAUUCUCAAAUAGUUAUAGAUUCUAUUAAAGAAGUUUUGAUAAAAUUCAAUAACAUUAAUGUUGAUUUUUUGUAA